UCAUUUGACUCAUCACAUUUCCGCUGAGCAGUCAAAGCUCUUCAAUUUUUCAGUGUUUCUCGUCUCUCCCGCACACCAGUUGUGAUGGCUGAAUUGUUAAUAUGCUUUUGUUUUCAGAAUUCCUCGAUUUGAUUCAUUGGAAUCUAAUGGUCUUUCGUAUUCAAAUACAACUUUACCUGGCAUGUUAGCCCUGGCGCUGCGCUAGCUAACUUUCCUGCUUUGUGCUAGCUUAUGCUUGAAACGAAAAGUCGCCUUAUUUCACAAGUAUUCACAUAAUCGACUUGUUUUUUCCCCCCAAUAAGUUGAUUUUAGUGGCUUGGACGCAACGCCCAAUACGGCGUUAAGCUGUGAGUGCUGCAAGCAAAACGCUAUAAAAAAAAAUAAUUCGUUUGCUCAUUUCAAAAGACAGCUGACGUACAUGCUGUCACAAUGAUGGACUUUGACAACGUCUUGUCAAUCGCUACUCAAAACCGGGGCAGUGUACAGAAAAGAUACAGUUUACAAGCUGGUCCCCCCAAGAAGGACCCAAAGUCAAAAGGUGUGAAUCCAGCUGCUGUGCAGGCGCACCUGAAAAAGCAACAAAAUGAGGCCAGACUGAAAGAAAUCGAAUUAAAGAAGCAAAAGCAGGAUCUUGAGGCAAAAAGGGUAGAGUUGAAGUCGGAUCGUAAAGCAAGAGCCAUGGCUUCUAGAACGAAAGACAAUUUCCGAGGUUACAAUGGCAUUCCAGUGGUAGAGCUGCCAAAAAAGAGGAGGACAAAGCAAGAAAUGGAGAACGAAAAAUCAGCAAAUGACCAGAAAUUUCAAAAUUAUUCACUUGACCCAGAGGAUGAUGAAGACAAUUACGAGUAUGAGCAGACAGAUUCAGAGCCCGAUCAAGAUCCAGAACCUCUAAAACCUGGAAAAAUCUCAAGUUUUAGUGGGAGUAGUAGCGGUAGCUCUAAGUCCUUGCCUAAAAAACCUAAUGGGCCAUCCAAGCCUCCUUCAUCCUCCAUGAACUUUGCAGAUUUGCUCAAAUUGGCAGAAAAGAAGCAGUAUGAGCCAGUUGAGCUAAAACAGAAGGUAGUGAAGGAAGAAAGGCUCCGUACAGCCGAAGAAAUAAGGGAACUCGAGAUGGAACGCAAGGCUAAGAGUCGCAACAAGAGCCCAAAAACUCAGCCUAGUUCUACUGCAGUAAAAAAAAGUACGUCUGAUAAAGAACAAAAGAAUUGUAAACUACAAAGGGUCGUUUCGGAAAAGCCCAAUCAGCCCGGUGGAAUGAAGAAGAAGCCUCAAUUUACACCUUCCUCUAAGACCUCUUCUGGUGAGAGAGAUAGAGACAGACCCAAGACCGUAGUUCCUUCGAAAGCAGCAUCUACUCUGGUUCCAACCAAACAAGGUGUUCCUAAGACCUCAUUUAGUCAUACACCUAGCAUUUCAAAUGAUCUUAGAUUAAAAAAGGGAAGCUCUUCAUCUGUUCAAGGAAGACCUUCAGGCAUAACUCAAUCCAGGCCUAUUGGUACAUCUGUCAAAGAGCUCAGAUCUCCAAAUGGUAACCAACAAAAAGCAAGGCCUACUCACGGUAGCUCAGUGAAGCAGGACCAAGCACUUGUAAAUCAUAAAUCUGGAAAAGGAGAACAGCCAAGGUCUGGAAACCAUCCUGCAGUAAAACCGAUUGGUAAUUCUGUGGUUAGAACUUCAUCAAGUGGUCGUCCUAAAGAAUCAAAUAAACCUCAGCCAAGACCAUUGGGAACACCCCAGGCAAAACCUGGUGGGAGUACUUUACACAGUCACCCAGCAGGUAGUGGAGCCCGGCCACCGGGGUCCGUACAGGGUCGAGCCUUUAGUGGAGGACCAGGGGUCGGACUAGGUCGAGGCGCAAGUGGAGGACCAGUACCCAACAGGCAACCUUCUGGCAGCUUUGGAUCAGGACCUGGGAGACCCAAGUGCACGGUGGUGUCUGAGACCAUCUCUUCAAAAAAUAUGGGCGGACCCAGACCAGGCGUUCCUCCUCGGCCAGGGAUGCCACAAAGACCUGGCAUGGCCCCUAGACCAGGAGGGCCAAUCAGACCACCCAACAGACCUCCAGAUCCCAUGUUACCACCCAUCACCAUUGCAUACAAGAGAAAACAUGAAGAGGAAGAAGAAUAUGAUUCAGAAAUGGAUGACUUUAUUGAUGAUGGAGAUGAUGAGCAGUCAGAGGUUUCUAAACACAUUAAGGAAAUCUUUGGCUACGACCGAAACAAAUACAAGGAUGAAAGUGACUAUGCGUUAAAAUUCAUGGAGAGCAGCUGGCGAGAUAUGCAGAAAGAGGAAGCGAGGAGUCUUCGAAUGGCUGUGCAUGAAGACUUGGAGGAGGAGAGAAAAGAGCAAGAGGAGAUGAAAAUGAACAGCAAAAGGAAAAAAACUAACUAAUGCACUUAAAAACUGUUGCAAUGGACACAAAAAGAAGACUCCUGUCAGCUGGCCAGCAAUAGGACCACUUGUUUGACACGUAAAGCAGAGUGGGCGUCAAAUCAUGAACUGUCUCUUCAACUGACACGUGACAUUGGAAGAUGUAUUUUGGUUACAGUCAAUCCAGAAAGGACCUUAGAAUCUAAAUAUGCACAGAUGCUUUAGGACUUAGGCUGAAUUUAUAGCUUCAAUUUCUACCCCAUUAUUUAUUUAACUGUAAAUACAGAGUCCCAUUUCUAAAAAAAAAACAGUGGAAUUGUUUUUUAAGACUGAUAUCGGCAUACAGUGGCAGGUGCCAGCAGUGUCACGCAUUUCACAUGUCGUUGGAUUGUUAUAUUGGCUGAUUCACAUAACACAUUUGUAACUUGUUCAUUUUCAGACCAUUUUGAAACAAAACUUUGCAUAAAAAGUUGUAUUUUCAAACUGUAGAAUCUUAAGUUGAGUUCCAGAAUAUUUAUCAAUUAUGGCAAC
Messenger RNA from Nerophis lumbriciformis (worm pipefish), 2901 nucleotides. RefSeq names its product SPT2 chromatin protein domain containing 1 (gene spty2d1). The record is from RefSeq and is a predicted model, not a curated record. Gene Ontology annotation, biological process: nucleosome assembly; transcription by RNA polymerase I. Lineage: Eukaryota; Metazoa; Chordata; Actinopteri; Syngnathiformes; Syngnathidae. Gene Ontology annotation, molecular function: DNA binding; histone binding. Gene Ontology annotation, cellular component: nucleolus.